Ogataea angusta is the source of this 2328-nucleotide messenger RNA. RefSeq lists its product as uncharacterized. Bases 1 to 2328 code for a protein of 775 amino acids. The record is from RefSeq and is a predicted model, not a curated record. NCBI's taxonomy places the organism in Eukaryota, Fungi, Ascomycota, Pichiomycetes, Pichiales, Pichiaceae. Gene Ontology annotation, cellular component: nucleus. Gene Ontology annotation, biological process: recombinational repair. The transcript has a single exon. Gene Ontology annotation, molecular function: ATP binding; 3'-5' DNA helicase activity; hydrolase activity.
AUGUACCAGUUCGUGGACGAUCUGAACGAGCACCAGCGCGCGGCGGUGACCGCCUCUCCCAACGGCGUUGUUCUCGUGCUUGCUGGCCCCGGAACCGGCAAAACCAAGGUGAUCACCGCCAGAGUCGCGUAUUUGCUUCUGCACCACAAACUGCCUCCCCAGGACGUUGUGGUCGCUACGUUCACGAAAAAGGCGGCCAACGAGAUGGUCGAGCGUCUCGCCGUGCUUCUGCAGCCGUAUCCGGAGAUUGACGCCAAAAAACUGCUGAUCGGGACCUUCCACUCGAUCUGCGUCCGGAUCCUGCGCAAAUACGGCGGACUCGUCGGGCUGAACGCCGGUUUCAAGAUCGCAGACGAGACAGACGCCAAGCAGCUGAUCAAGAGGGCGCUCCGGGCGAUGGCACAGAGCGGAUUCGACGUUUCGCUCAAAGACUCGGACGUCAAAAAAUACAGAGCGUACAUUUCGGCUUGCAAAAAUAAAGCCCAGCUACCAGACCAGGUACCCGUUUCCAAGAAGGCGGGCGACCUCAGCACCAAGCUGGAGGUGUACACGCUGUACCAGGAAGAGCUCGCGCGCAAUAACGUGAUUGAUUUCGACGACUGCUUGCUGCUGGUGCACAAACUACUGGCACACCACCCGUCGUGUAUGGGCCGUGUGAAACACGUUCUGGUGGACGAGUUCCAGGACACCAACAAGGUGCAGCUGGAGCUGGUGUACCAGCUAUCAGGGUACAACGAAAACUACAAGCACAACGUGACUGCAGUCGGCGACCCUGACCAGAGCAUCUAUGCGUUCCGUAACGCUGAGGCGGAGAACUUCUACCGGAUGGAGGAUUACUACCGAGAUAAGGGCGUCGCUGUUCUGAAAGUCGCCCUCACACAGAACUACCGUUCCACCAGCAACAUUCUCACGCUUGCAGAGCACUUGAUGAACCAGCAGUUUGCGCGACGGGAGCAGAAGUAUUUGCACGCCCAUAAAAAAGACGACAUCCCCGUGCAGGUGUUUGCAUGCGCCACCAACAAGGCCGAGGCGAGCAAGAUCGCCGCCACGAUCAAGCAGGCGGUCAAGCCAAACGGCACGCAGUACUCGGACAUCGCCAUUUUGCUGCGGUCCGGGUUUCUAUCCCGUGUCAUCGAGCAGGAGCUGAUCCACGCAAACUUGCCGUACCAGGUGGUGCACGGGCGUUCUUUCUGGGAGCGGCGCGAAAUACGUCUAGUGAUGGAUUAUUUGCGUGCCGUGGCAUCCGACAUGGACUGGCUGGGGUAUAGUCGGUGUCUGGAUUUCCAGGUGAGCGGUCUGGGAGCAAAAAGUUUGCUGCUGAUUGAGGAGCAAUUUUCCGCGCAGCGGGCCCGCAGUCAGCCGGGCAACGUCUACGUGAUACUGGAGAACAUUGCGCGCGACGGUAUGAAGGGCAUCACGGCCAAGGCGCGCGCUGGGAUCGGCGAGUUUGUGGCGCUCAUCAAAAAAGCCCGCGAGCUGCUUCUCAGCGACGCGGACGAGCAGGAACAGCUGGAAAAGAUGUUUGACCAUAUUGUGCAGCACAGCCGUGUCGUGAGCGUUGUCAACGAGGAGCGCAUGGACAAGAAGGGCGACUCGCAGGAGGAGAUCGAGGCGACGCUCAACGAGCUGAAAAACCAACUUAUCGGCUUCAAUCUCCAGGAGGAAGACCUGUUACAGGACGCGUACGCCGAGGAGGACGAGCUGGAGGUGGCAGAGCAGUCGUUCGACCUCACAGCCAGCACGAGUCUCGAGAAACUGACGCAGUUCCUCGACUCGGUGUAUCUGUACGAGGAGACAAAGGGCGCCGAAAAAACGGUAUCCAAAGUGACCAUCACGACGGUGCACGGGUCCAAGGGGCUCGAAUGGCCGAUCGUGUUUGUUCCGUCGCUGUGCGAGGGCAUUUUCCCGUCGCAGCAUGCCACGAGCGACGUUGGAGACACCGCUAAAAACGAGGCUGCUCUCGACGAGGAGAGACGGUGCAUGUACGUUGCCGUGACGCGGGCCAAGGAACGGCUGUAUCUCAGCUAUUUCAGAGAAACGCUAGGGUUUGGGUUUGGCGACCCUAUCAAGAGAAAAAGCCGGUUCCUCAACCUCCCUAAGGGCCUCGUCCAGGUAGCCGAAACCGGCGUCGCCAGCACGCCAAACCUACUUUCGUCGUUCCAGCAAAACAUGAAGCUCAACAUGGGCCCGCUGGCGCUCGGCUCGGGCUUCCAGACGGCGUCCCGGCUCACCGGCGUGUCGCGACUGCCCGACGGAGCAGUCAAGAUCUCCAAGCCAAGAAAAAAACGGCUAGGCAUGGGAAGACCACUACGGCUCACGAAAAAAUAA